Molecule: messenger RNA, 5486 nt
Organism: Triplophysa dalaica
Lineage: Eukaryota; Metazoa; Chordata; Actinopteri; Cypriniformes; Nemacheilidae
Gene: skic3
Product: SKI3 subunit of superkiller complex
Exons: 40
Coding region: 296-4999 (1567 amino acids)
Cellular component (GO): Ski complex
Molecular function (GO): protein binding
Source: RefSeq, a predicted model, not a curated record
CGUACGUACCCAUUUAGUCCCGUUGAGUACGUACCUAGGGAUAUUAAGUACCUACCUCAUUGAAUAUGGGAUUUCGGAUUCAACCUUUGCUUACUCCGAACUCGGACAACACUACAAAAUGGCGGCCACCUGAUGUAGCGCACUAUAUAGGAGUCGGGGGCGAAUUCAGCACAGUCCCUGUCGCGCUCCAGUAACGCAACCGGUUCGUUUGUUUAACGACGUCAUUAUGGGACACGCGCAUGCGCUGUUUUUCACUCACGGAUAGCUACAGAGAAACUUCGGCCAAUUUAAAAACAUGUCAAGCAAGGAAGUAAAAGCUGAAUUGAAAAGUGCCAGGGAAGCUAUUAAAAAUAAAGAUUUUAAACAAGCUUUGAAACAUUGUAAGGUUGUUCUCAAGCAAGAAAAUAAUAACUACAAUGCUUGGGUGUUCAUUGGCGUGGCAGCCACAGAGCUGCAGCAGCUUGAUCAGGCCCAGGCAGCCUAUGCGAAAGCAACCGAGCUGGAGCCAGAACAACUACUGGCAUGGCAGGGUUUAUCAAAUCUGUAUGAAAAAAGCAACCAGGCAGAUUUCAAGACCAGGCUCGCAAAGGUUUAUCAGAAACUUAUAACGUUAUAUGAACCGUCAGACAAAGCGAAGUGUUUUGAAGUAAGCAAGAAACUGGUGGACAUCUAUCAGUCGGAGAAGAAUUAUUUACAGGUGGCCAGAGUGUGGCAGAAGUUGAUACUGUUGAAGGAGGGGGAGGAUGGAGUCCAGAAUUUAGAGCUGCUGGAGCUGUGGAUGGAGAUGACCAGACUGCUGCAGGCUACUGUGGAGGAUCAGGACAAUGAGACUCAGCAGCACUUGAUUUUAGCAUAUGAGAGAGCUUUGGAGCUGACUGUAGAUGUACCCAGCGAAGCCCACAGGAGUCUCACAGAGAAUUACAUAUAUUUUCUUUCUAAGCUUCCUUAUGAGGUGAUCAAGCUAAAAGAGAUAUGUAAUGGCACAUUGUCUAUCUAUCCAACCUUCUCCUACCCUCUAGAGGCCCUCAGUGAGCACUACAUAAAAACAGGUGACUGCAGUGAGGAAGCUGUGUGCUACUUCAGACGUCUCUCAGAAUUAGAUCCAAACAACUCAGUUGCUAACUUUGGCCUCGGUGUUAAAGCUCUCCAAGAGAAGAAAUAUGAGGAUGCCAUCAAACUUUUUAAAUUGGGGCUGCAACAAAGGCCGAGUUCCAUCAUCGGUUUGUAUAAUCUAGCUCUGGCUCAGCUAAAAAUGCAUAGAUACUCCGACUGCAUCACAUCGUCCAGUCAAGGGCUAGAAUUGAGUGUGGGGAACUCUGAUGAUUGGACACAGAAGCUACAAAGGAUAAGACUAGAGGCUCUGGUAAGAACUGGAAGAAAACAGGAUGCUGACGAAGUACUGCAGAUUAUUGCACAGAUUUCAGAUGCCAAAAAUGACCCAGUGCUCUUAGCUUUAAAAGGAAGGGCUCUCCUGCAAAAAGAUCAAACUGAUGAAGCUUUUGAGGUUUCUUUGGAGCUGCUACGCUUGUACCCGAGCACUGUGGAGGGUCUUACUCUCAGGGGAUUGAUUUAUCUUGCAUCAAAUGAACACAACCGGGCAGAGGAGAGCUUUCUUGAGGCUUUAUACGGAAGCUCAGAGAAUGGUGAGAUUUACUUCCUCUUAGGGCGUUUGUACUGGAGCAAAGGAGAGGAGACUCGAAGGGACCGUAGCAAAUCCCAUGCGCAUUUACUGAAGGCAGCUAAUCUGGACCCCAAUCUUGGAUUAGUGUUCCGUUUUCUUGGCCAUUUCUACAGGCAGGUGGCACAAGAUAAGGGCAGGGCCAGAGGCUGCUAUAACAGAGCAUUUGAGCUGGAUUCAUCUGAUGCAGAGGCUGGAGCGGCUACUGUGGACCUGAGCAUGGAGCAGGGAGAUAUGGAAACUGCUCUGGCUGUUCUGCAGUCAGUGACAGAGAGUGCCACUCCUGGCACUGCUAAAUGGGCCUGGAUGAGAAAAGGCCUUUACCACCUGAAGCUUGGCCAGCACCAGCAGGCUAUUACAGAUCUUCAGGCAGCAUUGAGAGCUGAUCCUCAGGACUGGGUGUGCUGGGAAUGUUUAGGUGAAGCUUACUUGCAUCGAAGGAGUUUUACAGCUGCUCUAAGAGCCUUUGCCAAAGCACAUGUCCUGCAACCCACAUCCAUCUACAGCCUCUACCAGACCGCUGCCAUCAAACAGAUCUUGGGACAGUUUAAGGAGGCUUCUGUGGAAUACAAGCAGAUCCUAGAGCAAGAUGACUAUGUUCCAGCUCUUAAAGGUUUGGGUGAAUGCUUGUUAGCCUUAGCUAAAAGUGCACUGGAGGACUGUCUAGAUGGCAAAGCAAUAGACCUGAUACAGGACUCCAUCUAUUAUCUCUUUAGGGCAGUCCAACAGAGGCCAGGCUUGUCCUGUCUGUGGAAGUUACUUGGUGAUGCUUGCACCACCUGCAGAACUGUGUCCCCAAACCAGUGCAAAGUGUUGGUACCUGGGGCUCUGUGUGCAAAGGAUCCACCUGAUGAAAGUAAGAUGCUGGACCAGCAACAGCUCCUCAUUGUAGGGGAAAGGUGUUUUGGGAGUGCUUUGAGACUAAUGCCUGAGGUGCCUAGUCUGUGGUGUGACCUUGGCCUUAAUUACUACCACCAAUCCAGACUAUUCAACUCUGUUUCUGAUGAGGACACACAUCCCCUGCUGGAGAAGGCCUUGCAGUGUCUGAAAAAGGCGGUCAUGUUGGAUAGUGCUGAUUACAUAUACUGGAAUGCUCUUGGAGUGGUUGCCAUGGCAAAAGGAAUAGACAACUUGGCUCUUGCACAGCACAGCUUUAUUAUGUCUGUGAAAGCUGAAUCAAAUAAUGUGGUUGCUUGGACCAACCUUGGAGCAUUAUAUCUAAAAAAGGGAAAUAUUGAGCUCUCUCAUGAAGCAUUCAAGACUGCACAGUCACUUGAGCCCCAUUAUGUCAACUGCUGGAUUGGCCAGGCUUUAAUUGCCGAAACAGUGGGAAGUUACGACACUAUGGACCUCUUCAGACAUACCACAGAACUGAGUACUCAUACUGAGGGUGUGAAGGCUUAUGCAUACUGGGUUUGUUCCACACUGCUGAACAAAAGCAACAGAGACUCAGAACUGUACCUCUACAACAUACUCCAGAUGAACGCUGUCUCAGCUGCUCAAGUGGCGCUGAGCAAGUACACCGAGAGAAUUCGGACAGACCCUGAUGCUUUUAUCAUGCUUGGAUACCUGAACACACACCUGCACCUGAAGAAACAGGCCACUGAGGCAUUCCGCAGAGCUGUAGAGCUGCUUCAGGUGUCCCCUUGCAUGGAAAAGCUCAGCUUUGCACUGAGGGGUUAUGGACAUGCCCUCAGUAAUAACAGGCAAAAUGAAGAAUCUGUAAAUAUUUAUUCUUCCACACCGUUGGAGGAGUUGCAUGAUUUCAUUGGAUUUGCGCUUGCCUGCUUCAGAACUGGUCACCUCCCAGAGAGCAUACAGGCUUAUGAAAGAGCCCUUGCCGUUGCCUCUAGUGAUAAGGAAAAGGCAUAUAUACUCACCGCACUUGCUUUGAUACAGCACAGGCUGGGCAACCUGGAUCAUGCCAAAUCUCUGCUCUUCAAGUGCUCAAUGCUGAAAAUGCCAGUUCCAGAGAGUCUGCAGUGUUUAUGCACUCUUGGUUUAGUUCAUGAGGAUGUGACCCUGGCAAAUGCUACGCUUACCGAGUUGUUGAAGUUGGGAGAACCAAUAGGUGAUGCUGUGGAAGAAGGCUGUCUGCUCACCUGCACCCUGCAAGCCUUAAAGAGCAACUAUAGGGGAGUUCACAGAGUGGUCUCUGCUGCUAUACACAGGUACCCAGGAAAUCUAUCUCUCUGGGCUCUCCUCUCCAGACUGGUUCCACAGUACUGUCCUAACAAUGCCAAUGGAGGUGCUGUGGCUGGUAAUGUGGCAUGUCAUGCCCACUCAACAUUUGGAAAGAGUGCAUUGCUGUACAGUGGGGUGAAUCAGCUGGCAUCUGGUCACCACUCAAGCAAGGACAGAAGAUGGAAUGCUCUAAAAACAAUUCAGAGAGCCGUGCUGCUCUGUCCAGAUGAUCCUGCUGGGUGGGCAGCACUCAUGGCUGCAUGUCACACAGAGAAUACUGCAGCAUUACUCACAGGUUCCACCCCUAACAGAGAUUGCCUUGAAAGGGCUUUUAUGACUUUGGUGUCUGAAAAAGUGAAGGACCUUCAAGGAGGGGACGGAUUGCUUGCUCAGGCUCUGGAAGGCUGGGUGCUACAGCAAGCUGUGACCGGACUCAAACAGAGUGCCCAAUAUGACCAGGCUGAGGCCCUCUGCUCUCAGGUUCUGAGUAUAUCUCCAGAGCAUCCUGUGGUGUUUCUAAUGUUAAGGCAGGUUCAGUGUGAACGUUUGCUUCUGUCUGUGACUGAUAACUUUGUUAGUCCAGCUGUGAUGGAGCAGCUCAAUGCAGCUGUCAUGGCCAGCCAUACCUCUGUGUCUGCUUGGCAUUGGCUAGCAGAAAUGUACUGCUGCCAGGGUCUGCUGACGGAGGCCUCUGUGGCUUGCAAACAGAGUCUUCAACUGACCUCUCAGUUCGGUGACAACAGCGGGAAGAUCAGCAGUCUGCUCAGACUGGCCCUGGUUGCUCUAAGACCAUGUAUGGCUGGUGUAUGUUCGUCUGGGUGGAAGGAUCUGGUGUUGGAAGCUAUCACUGAAGUUUUAAAGAUGGGAAGCUCUCCAGUAGCUCUGCUUUUUCAAGCCUUACUCCAGUUUUCUGUCAAGAUAGGUGGCAGGGAAACCAGACGUCUGCUGGAGAGGAUUGUGUAUGCUUCACCCUCAGGGACUUCUGAUACUGUGGUAUCGGUGGCACGCUGGUACCUCCUGCGCCACCUUCACGCCAAAGAUGACACAGAGCUGAUAGACACCCUGUUGGUGGAAGGAAAAGAAGCAGGAGACACCAGACUCCUGGAAUUCCACAAACGCCUUUUCCCAUCUUGCUGAGACUAUACACUUUACCUAACAGCUUACCCUAAGGCAUUUUAUCUAAACUGAUAUGCAUUUCUGUGUUAAGAAUGAAUUCAUUGUCAAUGUGUUUGGAAUUUUGAAAUGGCAAAAAUGUAUAUCUCUACAGGACAUUGUGUGGCUUUGGCUCAUCAAUAUCACAUUAAUGGACAUUGCAUUGGAUAAAUUAGGAAUGGUUUGCCUACAAAAAUUAAGUAAUAUCUCUACUAAACAUAGUUUGUUUGGAAGAAUCUGUAAUUUGUUUUAUUUUGAUUUAAGUAAUGGUCCUUAAGGAUUUAAUUGAAUUGUUGAAGUUUGUCAUUUUUCAUGUCAUCACUUAUGUGUGUGUGCUUGCGUGCGUGUGUUAUGGGUGGCCAAACAGGAAAUAAUUAUAUAAAAUCAGAAUAUAUAGGUAUAAAUCCAGAAUAUAUAGAUGUAAGUUUGAGUAUAGAAAUGUAAAUCUGAAUAAAUAAUUAUGAAUCCUGAA